UCGAGAUGGGCCCCGCCGUCAGGGCCCCACCGACGUCGCUGGUUCCGGCGUCGUAGCCAAGUCGCGCUCCCUCUUAACAAAAUUUAAAUUUCAAAACCCCAAAACCCUACCAAAAUUCAACAGCAGCAACGAGAACGAAAAUCCCGCUCCUCUCCCUUCCCCCCUCCCCCCUCCCCUUGUCCGUACUUGUAGAUUAUUUCUCCCUCAAUCUCUCUCUCUCUCUCUCACAUUCCCUCUCCUUGUAUUUCUCCAUUUCUCUCUUUUCCAAACCCUAUAUAGGAAAGAAGGGUUUCGUGAUUCGUUCGGAUCGGAUUGAAAUUAGGGUUUAUCCAUGAUUGAUUUGGCAAUGCCAUGAAAUUUUGAUAAAUUCGCUACGGCCGGGGCAGAAUUUGGAGUUGUUCCUUGAAGAUCGCUUGGAGCAUGGGCUGCUUCUUUGGAUGUUUCCGUGUCAAAGAGGGGGAUGGGCCGCAGCCUCAUCUUGUUUCCGUUGCCACUUCUUCCAAAAUCAGGGAACCUUUGGUAUCAGACAACCGACUUGCAUCUUUGCUUUCACGUGAAGAGAACACUUCUCUGCCCAAGGAUGCGGAAAAGAAUUUUUCACAAUCUGUGUGUGGUAAUGUGGAUGGAGAGAUUUUGUAUACGGAGCUCAAGGAUGAGGCCAAAUUCCUCAAGUCAUGUGGCACGCUCGUGGAGACUCCUGCUGAAAUACGGAAGGCAUCUGAGAGAAUGCGAGUUCUCCCUCAUGAUGGAAAUGAUGUAUCUUCCAAUUUCCGUUCGUGGCUUCCUGGUUCUUCUGGCAAGAGGCUUCUUUGGGAUGAGCAACCUGAUCAUGUUCCCAUUUCACCUGUUAAACUAACAGACGAAGGAAAGACAUCCGUGCUUGAAAGUUCAGGUUCCCCAGAGCACAAAUCUAGGAGCCGUAUGCCUGAGCAACAAAUGCAGACAAGGAUGAAACAUAUGGAGUCUCCCGAUGGCAUUGGUUUGGAGAGUGUUGAGACUACAAUUGGGAUUCCCAUUCAUUUGCACAAUAAAGAUAACUUACCUUCAGUGACUCCUGAGCUUCCAAUUGUAAGCACACAGUGCAAGAAAUGUGUGCGUUUUGAAUGCGAUCCAUCUGAAAGCGAUACCCACAGCUGCAAGGGUUUAGACUCCUUGGGCUCUCACGAUAGAAAUGGACGACUACUUGGACAGCAACAAUCACCUUACCCGACUCCGUUAAGACUGACGGAGGAAAUGCAGACUCCAGGUACUGUCUUCCCGGUUGAACUAGAAAAUCUAGCAACAGGGAAGAAUGCUCGGAUCCGGUCGCAGUAUGUGUAUCCGGUUUUGAAUACUGUUGAGAAUUCAUCUCAAUGGAAUGCACUGAAGGGCUCAGAUGCUGGUGAACUAGGUUCUUCAGGAGAGGCUUUUGAGCUGUGCAAACAUGCUAGUUCUGAUUGCCUGGCCAAGACACCAAUGAAUUACAGGGCAACUGCUGAUGGGUUGGUGCAGAAUGAGCAUAAUUCUAUGCUGGUUGAUGCAAGCUUGGCACAAUGGCUGAAGCCAGGAUUGGCACAUGACGAGAGAGGUCACAAGCACUUGACCUUCUCCAAUGGAAAGUCUCCUUCCGGUAGGAGUCCAGAUAAUGAUAGGCCGAUCCUGGGAACUGUCGCUGCUCAUUGGAAUGAUGAACCUAUUCAUGUUUCGCCAAAGUGGUGGGAUGGGAAUGGGAUUCCCAACUCAACCAACAAAUAUAAGGAGGAUCAGAAGGUCAGUUGGCAUGCUACGCCAUUCGAGGAGAGGUUAGAGAAGGCAUUGUCAGAUGAGAGGUUAUUCCCCCAAAGGAACCUCAAUGGGAAACCCAUCGAUUUUGAUGACAGUGAGGAAAGUGACACGGCUGCAUCGUACUUUCAAGCUUCGAACCACCUCAACCAAGCCAUGCAAUCUUGAAUUAUGAGCAUCAUGACGGUUUAGUGUUUUUUGUGAGCUUCCAUGAGCCAUGUUUUCCCAGGCAGUAGUGGAUUUCUCUGAUCUUGAUAAUGUUACAUACGUCAUCUUAUGUUUGACAAUCAUCUCAUGAGCACUGGUUAGUUGCAUAUCGAGAACAUGCAGGUUCUUUCAGUUUUAACCACUUGCAUUUGCAGUGCGAGUGCUGCCGUCUUUGUACAUAAGAAUACUUCUUUUGAAGCUAUGCUGUUGUGAGGUAUUUGCUGAAUCUACAGUCCAGAGACUAAAAAUGAUCUUUGAUUUCUAA
Molecule: messenger RNA, 2233 nt
Organism: Magnolia sinica
Lineage: Eukaryota; Viridiplantae; Streptophyta; Magnoliopsida; Magnoliales; Magnoliaceae
Product: protein JASON-like
Exons: 7
Coding region: 421-1929 (502 amino acids)
Biological process (GO): male meiosis II
Source: RefSeq, a predicted model, not a curated record